Messenger RNA from Ambispora leptoticha, 235 nucleotides. The record is from the annotation of a GenBank genome assembly. Lineage: Eukaryota; Fungi; Glomeromycota; Glomeromycetes; Archaeosporales; Ambisporaceae.
GAACGUGAAAAUGAGCAGUAAUAAGAAAACCGCCAUCAAGAUCAAUGAUUCCUCUGCCCCCAAGACCAAUGAUAAUAACACAUCUGAGAGUAAUUAUUCUAGCAACCUAUCAUUUUCCGCACCAAGAACCAGACAACGAAGCAAACUGAGACAAUCUUUAUCUUAUAAGGAGAUCUGGGGAAAAAUAUCAAAAGAUAAUUUAGAACGUGAUAAGAUGAAUGACGAUAAUGAUUAG